Camellia sinensis is the source of this 779-nucleotide messenger RNA. The record is from RefSeq and is a predicted model, not a curated record. NCBI's taxonomy places the organism in Eukaryota, Viridiplantae, Streptophyta, Magnoliopsida, Ericales, Theaceae.
UCUUCACCAUCACAUUAGAGCAAAUGCGGAAGUUCAAUCCAGCUUUUCCUAGUGAUAGCAAUCUUAACGACAGUAUGAGUGAAGAAUAUCUAUGUGCCAAAUUACAUUUAGUGGAUCUUGCAGGAUCUGAGCGAGCCAAAAGAACUGGUUCUGAUGGUCUGCGUUUUAAGGAAGGAGUUCACAUCAACAAGGGCCUUCUAGCGCUCGGUAAUGUUAUCAGUGCACUUGGUGAUGAAAAGAAGCGGAAGGAAGGUGUCCAUGUUCCAUAUCGAGACAGUAAACUUACUUGGCUUUUGCAGGUUCCACACACUUUCUCCUUAAUGAUUUCAUUAUUUUAAUUUUCUUUCUGACUUGCUUAGAAGAUUUUCAGUCUCCACUAGAGUGAAUUUUUUCCCUCAAUGCCCUUUUAUAAAAUUUCUGUUGAUAUAUAGAAAAAUAUUCGACCUUUUAGUAGAAACCAAGGGGGCAACAACUUAUUAUCCAAUAUGAUUAAAGAGAUAAAUAUUACUAAUUAUUGAUAAUUUUAUAUAUCUCAAAGCAUCUUUAUAAAACAUAUUUUUGUAAUCUGUCAAUAAAUAAAAAUUUAUUAGUGACAACAUUUAAAUAGAAAAAUUGUCAGUAAAUCCAAGUUGAGGGGUGCAUUAAGUACUAGAUCCAAGCUUUGGUCUUUGUUGUUUAUAAAGACUCAUAACACUUCUGAGUUGGUACGGAAAAACAUGUGAUGCUAGGGAUAAUUUUUAACAUUUUUACCCUCAAUUUUGACCUAAAAAAAUUUAAAA